UUUCGUUGGAACAUUUUCAAUAUAUGUAGCAAAAUGUCGCAAUUAAACAAUAUUCUGUCUCGUAUUGGCGAGUUUGGCCCGUUCCAAAUACGUGUUUAUCUUUUAUUGAAUUCCCUGGCCAUUUUUAGAUGUUUCCAAAUGUAUUUAUUGGUAUUUGUCGGGGACAAACCGCAAUGGAAUUGCCUAGUUGAUGAUCAUCCUUUGGAUACAAAAGAAAAAUUUCCCUGUUUACAGAAUGGUUCCUCGUGUGAAAAUGUACAGUUUAGUGGUGAAUUCACGUCGAUCGCAAGCGAAUGGCGGCUCAUUUGCGACGAAGAAUACAAGAGGAGCCUCGCCAGUGCAAUAGUUAUGGUGGGCUGUCUUGUUGGCGCUGUACUGUUUGGUGGAAUGGCGGAUAAACGGGGAAGAAAAUCGACAAUUAUUCUGUUGUAUUCAAUCACUUCAAUCAGUUGUGUUGCCAGUGGGCUGGCUCAGACUUACCGACAGUUUGUGCUAUUCAGAUUUAUCACAGCUGUCAUGUUGAAUGGCAGCAGUACUGCUGUAUUUGUGCUCAUUUCUGAAACUGUUGGACAAAGCUCAAAGGGUAUGUUGGUACAUUUAUGCCCUAUGGGGACGUAGCGAAGGGAGGGUGUAUGUAGGAAGUGUAACACCCUCUCUCCCCAACAUGUACCCCUGCAGAAAUUUUUGGAAUUUCCCCUGCCCCUUCACAAAUUAAAAAAAAAAAAUUGACCCCUUGGAAAUUUUUUUUUUUAAAAAUUUGACCCCUUCGGAAAUUUUCCUUUUUACAAUACCCCUUGUAAAUUUCAGACCCCCUUCGGAAAAUCUUGUCAACAGGGGGGUGUGGAUGGGCCCCUUGUUUUUGAUAACACAAAUUUAUUGCUUGUCAAAUGUUUGUAUAUGUCAUAAUCUUCAAAACCACUCUUGGAAAUGCCAUUACAGAGGGUUAAAAUUUCAAAACAUUCAUGCACAGAUGCCCCCGGACACCACAUAUCAGAAUAUCAGAACCCCAAGUUUGUGUGAUCAACCUCGGCCUCCGGGCUUGAUUAUUAUUCUCCAUGUCAUGCUCAACCUCAUUCAGUAAAGGCCUAUAUUUCCAUUCAGGAAAAUUGUCAGCAUCUCAUGAGAUUUUGUAAAAUGUGAUUGGUCAACACAUUUUACGUCAAAAAAAAAUUUUGAAGUUGAAAAUUUUCAACUUAUUUUUGAAAUUUUUCUUGAAUGGAAAUGGGCCUUUAUAAUUGUUAAUAUUUCAAUAUUUUAGAUAUGCUACUGACAGCUUACCAGGGUUUCUACUCAAUUGGCUAUGUAAUAUUGAGUUUGAUUGCCUAUUUCAUUCGAGACUGGCGAUAUCUGACGAUGACAGUGUCAUUUCCGAUUGUAUUUUGUUCAACGUUUCUUUUGCGAAAUGGUCUUUGCGAAUCCCCUCAGUGGCUGGUGGAAAAUGGGCGAAUUGAAGAGAGCAAGCAGCUGUUGAGAGAAAUUGCAAAAACAAAUGGAGCCGACAUCUCGGAGACAUUGCUUGAAAAGCUGUCCAACGAUGUGCCCAAGGCUAACCUGAGAACUAACCAAAAUAACACAAGUGUAUUUGCACGACCAGGUUAUGUUAAAAAGGCAUUAAUUUUGUCUGUAAUUUGGCUAUUCCUUUCAAUGAUGUACUCUGGUUUAUCAUUUCUCUCUGGCAGCCUGAGUACUAACAAAUACUUGAGUUUCGGCUUAUGUGGAUUAGUUGAGAUCCCUGCUUUGUUACUGAGCAUGUGGAUUAUAAAAUCUGGCAGAAGAAUACCAUUACUUACCCUUGCUCUGUUUGGUUCCUUAGCGUGUUUGGUAUGUGGAUGGUUACAGGGCGGUGACCAGUCACAAGGUGGUUUCUUCAUCAUGGCAUUGGCCUUACUUGGAAAAUUUGCUGUUGCAGCUUGCUACAACAUAAUCUAUAUAUUUUCAGCAGAACAAUUUGGUGCAUCUGUACGGAGCUUUUCCAUGGGUAUAUUUUCAACCGCAGCUAGUAUAGGUGGUGUUUUGGCCCCACUGGUUAUAGGGUUGGAGGUGUAUGAUAAGAGAAUUCCUAUGCUUAGUUUUGGUAUUGGUGCUAUACUAGCUGCUAUAUUUGUAAUGACUUUGCCAGAGACUGUGAAGGUUCGUAAACCUCACAAAAAGACAAGUUAAUGAGAUUUAGGGAAGUGAAUAAUUAAGCUGCAGAGCUUCCCCAUUGACAAGUAAAAUUGUGUGGCGUUAGACAAGUAAAAAAAAAAGUAGGGCGCAUGUGCCUCAAUGGGUUAACUAGAUACAUUUUUGGUUAAACCCAUUAAGCUGCAGAGCUUCCCCAUUGACAAUUAGUAAAAUCGUCUGAUGUUAGACAAGUAAAAAAAUAAUUAGGGUGCAUUGCGGCUCAAUGGG
Molecule: messenger RNA, 2391 nt
Organism: Paramuricea clavata
Lineage: Eukaryota; Metazoa; Cnidaria; Anthozoa; Malacalcyonacea; Plexauridae
Source: the annotation of a GenBank genome assembly